AUGUCAACUUCCCUGGUUCUCUGGGGUGCCCGCUCCUCUGAGCAGCUGCGUAGAGAAUUCCCCACAUAUCCAAAGCUGCUGGGGGAGCUGGGGGAGGGGAGGGACUUUGUUGCCAGGUCGGGGUCCUCCUCGCCUCUCUCGGAAGUUGAUCUGCCAGCGUCCUGCCGUCUCAUCCUUUGGGACUGCUCCUUGCUGAUACCUCCUUUCCGUGUGAACUGUCCGAGGCACGUGACGACCUUGAACCAGAACGGCCAGGGUGCACUUUACUUUCCUUGGAAGGAAGUAGCUUCUGGCCAGGAUUUCUGCUCAGGCUCUAGUCCCCGGCAGUGUGACUGUUUACACGGUUUGGCAAUAGGUUCGGUUCUGAUUGCUUCAGAGUGGCUGGUCUAUUUAGUUUCCUUUGGUUUCCUUCCUCCCCAAACUGUCAGGAAAAUCAAACUGAAACCACCCUAG
This is a messenger RNA of Rangifer tarandus platyrhynchus (Svalbard reindeer), 453 nucleotides long. The record is from the annotation of a GenBank genome assembly. Lineage: Eukaryota; Metazoa; Chordata; Mammalia; Artiodactyla; Cervidae.